AUGGAUUCCUAUUCGUCUCUGACCGCUAUGGCUAAUCAUUACCGUAUACCGAGUGUAUUGCCUAAACCACCUAUGAAGCAACCACAACCUCAGCAUGACAUGACUGCGCCCGCAGUCCAAUCUCAAUCUCAGCCGCAGCCAUUGUCGCAGUUGGCGGCCAAUUAUUUAUCUAUGCUUGCCUCCAAACCUGAAGAUGAGGUGAAAAGAAUAUUGCAAUACGGUCAGGCUUCCACGCUCGCAACUGAUCCUUCACCUGCACCGGAACCAAUAAUCAGUCAACGGGAUACCCAUCCAUCGUCCAUCCCAGCGCAAUCACCGUAUCUUACCAGUCCGUAUGAAGGAGGGCUAGGCGAUGACUUCGGUACAUCGCCGAUGCUCUCCGACGUUAACGAGGAAUUUAUAUCAUCACCUUUCUCCGCUUUCCUCGACACCACACCCCUCCUGACAUUUGACGAUGGGCCAGUGGAGGACUCGCCAUUUAGCGCGGAUCUCAACACACCUAUCAUGGAUUCAUAUGAUGAUGAUGAUGUCGCUUUCGAUAUGUACAACGGGACAUUUGGCGGCCUUUUCCAGGAUGCGGCAGCUGCGAUGUAUGAGCAGACGGGCAUGACUGACUCUCAGAAGGAGGGGACGAAAAAGAGCCAGGCAUCAACGGCUCCAUUUACGGCACCUGUCUCUACUUCUUCUACCGCUACCGCUGCACAUACUCCCACCGAAUCCAUAGCCACUCCAACCCGACGCAGCAACACCGUCCACACCGGUACUCGAAGGAACAUCACCCCCACUGCCCUCAUUCCACAAGAUGCACCGACGCAAUCAAGGAGGUAUCUUACUCCAUCUGCUACGAGCCGGAGGGAUGAUGGCGCUGCGAAACGGCGAAGGUUGAACGACUCCGCUGCCUCGAACAUUCUCCUCGGGUUCGGAGAAGAUGAGCUCGCUGACGAGGACGAACCGAAGUCGUCUACCCACCCUGAUACAGACCAACUCGAGAAGAAACGACGGCAGAACACUCUCGCGGCGCGAAAGUCACGUAAGCGGAAGUUGGAGUAUAUUUUGACUUUGGAGAAUGAGAACUCCGAGUUGAAGCGGGAGGUGGAGGAAUGGAAAUCUAGGUUUGAAGUACUAGAAGGGGUGGCCAAGGCAUAUGGCCUUGCAUUAGGACCCUUUGCUAGCGUGAAGACGUAA
This is a messenger RNA of Marasmius oreades (fairy-ring Marasmius), 1185 nucleotides long. RefSeq lists its product as uncharacterized. Bases 1 to 1185 code for a protein of 394 amino acids. NCBI's taxonomy places the organism in Eukaryota, Fungi, Basidiomycota, Agaricomycetes, Agaricales, Marasmiaceae. The transcript is spliced from 2 exons. The record is from RefSeq and is a predicted model, not a curated record. Gene Ontology annotation, biological process: regulation of DNA-templated transcription. Gene Ontology annotation, molecular function: DNA-binding transcription factor activity.